GACACAAUGGUGGGGGUGACGGAAGAAUGCUCCGGAAGAGCUGGCCCUGAGACAAGGCAUGGGUAGGAGUUGGGGAUGGGAAGGAAUCCUUUAUUGGAGGCUCCGGACAGAAACCUGCCCACCCCCACUGGCCAGUCGGGCUUCCCGAAAGCACCUUGGAGCAGAAUUCAGGGCCGAAUUGGGAUGAGGCUCAUGGUCCCUGUAAGUCCAAAGGUGUCUGGGUCAGUCAUUCACUGGGCUCUGCUACUGGGUCAACAAAGCAGCUUCCUGGCUGCCCUGCCACCAGAGCUGAACUCUCGGGGCCUUUGGGUAGGACCUGGACGGCUUGAGGAAGGCUGGAGGAAAUGAACAACAGGAUCAUGACACUGCUCCAGGGGCUCCUGGUACUCAGCUUAUCCUGUCUGCAAAUCCCCUGCUCCACGCAGAUCUCUCCUGUGGGUGCCAUGGAUCUCCCGAGCCAGCAGCCAGUGAGCGAGCAGGCCCAGCAGAAGCUGACCCCGCUUGCCCUCCUCAAGUUAGCCAACCAGGGUGUUGGUGACCAUGCCCCCCUGAAGAGGUCCCUGGGAGACUGCAAGAGUACCCCAACUGCAGAGGAGAGUCGCUGGCUGGCUCAGGCCAUGAUGGCUUUUACCACUGACCUGUUCUCCUCGGUGGCCCAAACAUCCACCAGCUCCAACCUUGUCCUGUCACCCCUUAGUGUGGCCCUAGCCCUCGCUCACCUAGCACUAGGUGCUCAGAACCAAACACUGCAGAGCUUGCAUCGAGUGUUGCAUGUGGACACAGGGUCCUGCCUUCCCCAUCUACUGAGCCACCUCAGCCAGAACCUAGGCCCCGGGACAAUCCGACUGGCUGCCAGAAUAUACCUGCAGAAAGGAUUUCCCAUCAAGGAUAGUUUCCUGGAGCAAUCAGAAAAGCUCUUUGGUGCAAAGCCUGUGAAACUGACUGGAAGGCAGGAGGAAGACCUGAUGAACAUCAACCAAUGGGUGAAGAAGGCCACGGAGGGGAAGAUUGAGGAUUUCCUCUCUGAGCUGCCAGACAAUACUGUGUUGCUUCUCCUCAAUGCCAUCCACUUUCACGGUUUCUGGAGAACCAUGUUUGACUCGAGCCUCACCCAGAAAGACUCCUUCUACCUGGAUGAGCAGUUCAUGGUGCCUGUGGACAUGAUGCACGCACAGUCCUACCCUCUGCGAUGGUUCCUGCUGGAGCAACCUGAGAUACAGGUGGCUCAUUUCCCCUUCAAGAACAACAUGAGCUUUGUGGUCAUGAUGCCCACUCAUUUUAAGUGGAACGUGUCUCAAGUACUAGCCAACCUGAGCUGGGAUACGCUAUACCAGCCCUCUCUGCGGGAGAAGCCCACCAAGGUGCAGCUGCCUAAACUCCAUCUGAAGCAGCAGCUGGACCUAGUGGCCACCCUCAGCCAGCUGGGCCUACAGGAAUUGUUUCAGGGCCCAGACCUGCGUGGGAUCUCUGACCAGAGUCUGGUGGUGUCUGGCGUGCAGCACCAGUCAACCAUGGAACUCAGUGAGGCUGGCGUGGAGGCGGCCGCAGCCACCAGCACAGCCAUGACUCGGAUGUCCAUCUCCUCCUUCACUGUGAACCGACCCUUCCUCUUCUUCAUCAUGGACGACACCGUAGGCAUGCCCCUUUUUGUGGGCAGCGUGAGGAACCCCAACCCCACCGCACAGGCCCAGCUCCGGGAACAGCAGGAUUCCCCUGACAACAGGGUCGUCCGGAAAGACAAGGCCGACUUACAUGGAGACAAGACCUUCGGCCCUGACUUGAAACUUGCACCCCGCUUGGAGGAGGACUACCCCCAGUUUAGUGACCCCAAGUGAGGGGUUCAUGGGCAGCAGCACCCUGAGUCCCCACCUGGAUCAGCUUCUCAACUCUUGUGACUCUUUCCAACCAGCUUGUGGGGUAGGGUGGGGCCUGGGGAGAUGGUCUCCAGGGACAGGAGCAGUUCUUAGAGCAGCUCCGGGAUAGGAGGUGGGGCGGGGCCUGGAGGGAGGCAGGCACAGGGAGUCUUCUUUUCUUCCAGAGGGACUCAGGGGUGACCUUGUGUGGGCUGGACACUUAUGGAUGGAUACAGUUUUGGCUAGUGGUAGGUUAAACAAGACCCUAAUAUAGGUAGUUGGGGUCCCUUCACAUUUGUAAGCGGAGGCUGGAGAGGCCCUCUU
Psammomys obesus (fat sand rat) is the source of this 2177-nucleotide messenger RNA. It is a transcript of the gene Serpinf2, whose product is annotated as serpin family F member 2. Gene Ontology annotation, molecular function: serine-type endopeptidase inhibitor activity. Lineage: Eukaryota; Metazoa; Chordata; Mammalia; Rodentia; Muridae. The transcript is spliced from 10 exons. The record is from RefSeq and is a predicted model, not a curated record. Bases 345 to 1835 code for a protein of 496 amino acids. Gene Ontology annotation, biological process: negative regulation of endopeptidase activity.